Messenger RNA from Tachyglossus aculeatus (Australian echidna), 1504 nucleotides. It is a transcript of the gene CEP55, whose product is annotated as centrosomal protein 55. Lineage: Eukaryota; Metazoa; Chordata; Mammalia; Monotremata; Tachyglossidae. The coding region runs from base 83 to 1456 and encodes 457 amino acids. The transcript is spliced from 9 exons. The record is from RefSeq and is a predicted model, not a curated record. Gene Ontology annotation, biological process: mitotic cytokinesis; regulation of phosphatidylinositol 3-kinase/protein kinase B signal transduction.
UCAAACCACCGGAAGCGGCUUCCGGCCCAGGACCGGCUCCAGCGCAGGGGAGGGAGCGGCCCUUAGCAACCGCUUCGCAAAGAUGGCAUCAAAGACAACCAGGGACAUGCUGAAGAGCAAGUGGGGUUUAAAGUCCAACAACGCCAAAUCCGAAGCCGAAUUAGAGAAGUGUAAAAGAGAUAACGAAGCCAUCAAAAAGGACAUUGCUGGUGGAAAAGGAAAGCUGACAGAUAAGGAAAGGGACAGACUCCUAGAGAAAAUCCUCUCUCUCGAAACUGAGAAGGAAAAGAAUUGCCAUCACCUUGUAGAGAAAGACAGAGAGAUUCAGCGGCUCCAAGAGCAGCUGGGGCGCAGAAACUGCCCCAGUGAGGAACGGGACGACUUGGAGGAGAAAGCAAGAGAGGCCAAGAGGAGAGAGCAGCUCUUGAAGUCCUUCUCCGAAGAGACCGACAUUCUGAAAACACAGUUAUCGACGGCAACCACAAGACUCUCUGAACUGGAAAGCAAGGCCAGUGCAGUGCAGUUAACCCAGGAAACGGCCUUGGACUCGCGCCUGGGAAAUAUCGGAGCCGUGGAGUUGCAGCUGAAAGACGCCCUGGAGAAAAAUCAGCAGUGGCUGAAGUACGAUCAGCAGCGAGAGGUCUACGUAAGGAGCCUCCUGGCGAAAAUCAUCCAGUUGGAACAACAGGCCGCAGCCGUCGCCCAGCCCCUCCAAAAGAAAGCGGAAGAGGGCAAUUCCGAAGGUUAUCUGUCGGAGGAAAAGCGAAAGUACUAUGACCGACUCUUCCUGGCUGCGAAAAGGGAUCUGGAAGUGGAACGGCAAACCGUCACGCAACUGAGGUUCGAUCUUAAUGAAUUUCAAAGGAAAUAUGAAGCAGCCAAGCAGGAGGUGUGCGAUUUAAGCCACCGCCUGUACUCGCAAAGAGAGGCAGAUGUCCAGACUCUGGAAGACCAGAGUAAGAUGGAGAAAAUACAGAGGCUGAAGAAGGAAAAUGAACUUUCCAGAAGGAAACUGGAAGAAGAAAAGAAAAGAUCUGAAGAACUCUUAUCUCAGGUACAGUUUCUGUACACAUGCUUAUCAAAGCAUGAAGAGGAGCACACGAGGAUAACUUGGAUGGAGCAGCAGAUCCAGGCUUGUACUACAGACUUUGAAAACGAAAAACUUGAUCGUCAGAACAUGCAACGGCAGCUGCAUAAAGUCCUCCUGGAGCUCCGAAGAGCCCGAGAGCAGAUAACACGUCUGGAACCCUUGAAACAGCUCUGUGACUUCGCUCAUCUGGAAUCCCUAAAACAGUUCCAAGGAGAGCAGGACGCCAAGUUGAAAAAUGCCGUCACCCCCGCGCGAUGUUCCAGCCUGUUAGACGAAAGCUUCUUGGAGUGUCCGAAGUGUCAAAUGCAGUACCCGACGAGCCAGCACCGAGAACUCUUAGCCCACAUUGAUUACUGUGCAAAUUAAACUCUGCUUUUGUUCCAGGCAGCUAAUCUCCCCCGCCGGCAGGCUAGC